Messenger RNA from Zasmidium cellare ATCC 36951, 924 nucleotides. RefSeq lists its product as uncharacterized. Bases 1 to 924 code for a protein of 307 amino acids. The transcript is spliced from 3 exons. The record is from RefSeq and is a predicted model, not a curated record. NCBI's taxonomy places the organism in Eukaryota, Fungi, Ascomycota, Dothideomycetes, Mycosphaerellales, Mycosphaerellaceae.
AUGCCUUCCCAGAUUCUCCUGUUCUCCCAGCCGAGGAGUGGCUGUCAUCUUCUGGAACGAAUGGUCAUCUCCAAGCAGACCGGUGUACGGCAACUCAAUCAUCCAUUUUGGAAGGACAUGUUCCCACUGGUCGAGUAUCUGAGCCAAGCCACCGAGGAAUAUGACCAGAUCUCAGCUCGUGAGAAGUACAUCGAGGAAGCAGACCUUGCCAUCAAGACAUGGAAAGAAGCACUGUCAAAAGCCGAAAGCGACGGCGAGAUACUAUACAUGCACACACACUUAUUGAUGACAACUACUCCCGAGCGAGCACGCGAACAUGUCCAGUCGCAGCAGCCGGCCCAGGACAAUUUAAUGAAGAGCAAUUGUACCUUGAUUCCGAGCGAGCUACUCCUCCAUCCGGAAACGAUACCGGUCUUCACAAUCCGGGCCCCAAGAUCCACGGUGCCGUCGACCUAUCGCGCAAUGAGGCCUCAGCCGCAGUACGCUCCCGAGAUCGCAAAGCAGAGGGAGCUCUACAUGCAUGCUACUAACCUAGGCUGGAACCGAGAGUUAUACGACUGGUACACAGCCCAAGGCGUCGAACCCAUCAUCGUCGACGCAGACGACUACAUGACGAACACCGACUACGUCCUCUCACUAUGCCAAAAGCUAGGCCUGAAUCCAGACGAUGCACAACUGUCCUGGUCGAAACCCACUAAAGAGGAGGCGAACGCUUUCCAUCCGGCUUGGGCGGCUGUUCAGCGCACACUGAUCAAUUCGGCAGGCAUCCGUCCGGAGCGAGCAUCGAGUAAUGCUGAUUUGGACGCCGAGAUGGCAAAGUGGAAGGAUGAAUUUGGCGACGAAGUGACGGCGAUACUCGAGGAGUGUACGGCCGCUUCGAUGCCGCAUUAUGAGUAUUUGCGGGCACAAAAGUUUCGUGGCUAG